CCUUUACGUCACCAGCCUGAGAGAGACAGAGUGAACAGGUUAUGAUUUACAAGUGUGAAUGAUCUUAUAUAUUAUAGGAAUAUUAUCAGCAUCACCAUGACAGUACCGAUUGAGGCCAUAUACAGUAGAAAUAGGUUUCCCAGUGGACCCAGCCUACUGUUCCUGCUCUUGUACACUCCCCUGGGCAUUGUUCUCCUCUUGCUCCGACUGUUUAUAUCUCUACAGUUAUUUUUAGCAGCAUCUGUACUCCCUCACAACACCAUCAUUAGAAGAAUUGUGUUGCGGGCGCUUUAUUCUGUUUUGGGAUUGGUUGUUCGAGAAGAAGCCCUGGAAAAUAGAGACACCUCAUGUCGUAUCAUCUCAACCAAUCACAUCACACCAUUUGACCAUCUAGCAGUGUCCAUUGUCCUGCCAUGUGUUACUCCAAGUGUAUAUGACCUUCCUGGAGCAUUGUCAACACUACUGUGCUAUCAUGACCUUGGAGUAACACAGGGUAGAGAGGUGCUCCGUUUCAAUGCCCGCACCUUUCUUAGUGAUGCAAAUAGCCCACCUUUACUUUUGCACCCAGAAGGUGCAACCACUAGUGGUACCUUGGCUCUAAUGAAAUAUGGGACUUGGGCCUUUGAACUUAAUGGGUCAGUCCUUGUAGCAGGCAUCCGUGUGUGGCGUCUUCCACUCCUUCCUGUGGCACCCUCUAUCCUGGGUGCCUCAUGGGCUGCUGACCUGUGUUUUAUGCUCUUUUCUCCCGUCACAGUAUUUACUAUUAGAUAUAUUGGGAAAAUGAAAAGAGGUGAAAGUGAAACUUCGGAGGAAUUUGCUGCUCGUGUCCAGGUGGCUACAGCAGUUGCUCUCAGUGUUAAAACUUCUAACCACACAGUAGCUGACAAGGUGGAAUACAUGAAACGCCUGGCCAGAGAGGCAGCAGCAGCAGCUAAUCCUAUGCUAAGUCCUGAGGUACACAGAAUGGCUCAGCAGGUCCAGGAAGUUCUGCCACAUAUUUCCCUUGAACAAAUUAAGAGAGAUUUAGUCCAUACUCAGAAUGUUGACCUAACCAUCACCAACUUUUUGGAGGGCAAUGUACCUGAGCCAGUGCCUGAACCACGACCCAUCACUCCAAGUCAGUCUCCUCCUGGCCCAAGUGUUCAUUCAGUUGUGACAGCAAGCAGUUCCACUCCCUUUGCCAUGCAGUCCCAUGGAGCGUCUCUUACUUCCAAUGCUUUUAAGGCAACUUCAGAAGGUGGUACUCCUCCUGGAGGAAUGUCCAAUGCCUCAGUAGCAUUAAGUACAGCAGCAAAAUCAUUUGGAAAAUCUGCAUCAGAUAGAAUGACUUCUUUCCAGACUAGAAAAGCACAGCUGAUAGAGAAUGCUAGGAGAAAGUAUAUUGAAAAGCAUGGGCUACAAAUACCUGGCUACAAUUGCUGACAAACUGUGAACUAACUAUUUUCUCCAUUGUUUAGAAUUCAGAUGUAUCAGCCAAUUUUAUGUAUAGCUGCUCUUGAAAAGGGUUUGGUUGUAUAAUAAGAUCCCUUGUUGAUAGAACUUACAUAAAGUAUGUCAUGUCCGGGGGCAGUUAAUUUUUUUUUCUCAACAUUUUCUCAGGUCCAAUUAAUACUGAAUGCACUUUUUGAGGCUACACCAAAACCCAGGGAAGGAAAUGGUAAAAAACUUAACAGUAAAGUAGAUGACCUCUUUGAUGAAUCACAAAACUUGAAAUAACGAUGAUAAGGAUUUGAAAGAGUAAAUGCAAAAUAAAACAUUAGAAAUAACUUAAUUUUAGCUAAGAUAUCUAUUUUAUAUAAAAUUUCUGAAUUUGAUGAAACUGAUAGAAGGAACAGUUUUCAGCUGCAGUAUACUUUUGUCAUGGUCUUUCCAAUUUUUUCUCACACACACACACAAACCAUAGUUGGAAAUCCAACAUUAAAGGCAGUUUCACACCAGAAGGUAUGUGAAUCACGCUACGCAUGCAAUGGUAGCUAUAUGUGCUAUGUCAUCCUCACACAAGAAGACACGAAUCUCAAACUAUGCUCUCAGUAACGUUUAGUCAGUCAAGAUGGUCAAUUGUGAUUCACAUGAGGAAAUUCUACUGCUGACACUGGAAAUGGGUACACCAAAUAAAUAUGGAAAUACAAAAGUUUGGUGAGUACCAUCAUCUAGUACAGGAGCUUCCUCACUACCCCAUUAAGUUCAACCAUCUUCAAAUAUUUCCACUACUGGUGCACAAUCGGGCAUGACGGUGUGGGAUAGCUGUGACCCUCCUCCACCUGCCACCUCAGUGUGGAAGUAAAAGGAAACCUUCUACUAUUCAUACACAACCAAAGCUAUGCUGAGAAAAAUUGCUCAUCAGGCAAUCUGAAGCUAUGUGACUCGGUCAUGUGGUACAUGGCAUACGUAGCAUAGCUUCAGGUGUGAGUCACUUAAUUAAAUAACCACAGCAGCAAUUCAAAGACAUGUAGCGCAUAUGCGUAGUAGCAUGGUCCGCGUAGCUUCUAAUGUGAGACGGCUUAAAGACAUAAAGCUUCAGUGAAAGAAUUUUAAAUAUUAAUUUGGAUGCCACAGAAAGAGUUAAUGGGAUUUUUAUAGUGAAAUGAAUAAUGCAUUUAAAAGAAUUAGGAUAUUCAAUAUGUUUUUGAGACAGGUAAAGAAAAAACUGGGAUGCAGUUUUCAUUCUGCUUUGAGACAGGAUGUUACUUCACGUAGAGUGCACCGAUAAGGUUGUGCCAAACCUACACUGUAAGUUAUUUUAUCUUAGUUGGGAGUACAGUAAAACCUCUAUUUAACGGACUAUAUGGAGAGGAAAGUCAAUUUUAUCGAGGGUCUGUUAAAUGUGAAACCCCCCCCCCCCAUUUAACAGAGUAUAUGGGGAGUGAAGUCCAUUAUAUGGAGGUUUCACUGUAUUGUACUUUGUGACAGAAAGAGAUAGAAUUAACUGGUUUAUAAAGUCUGUAAACAGGUACUUUUAUGAGUAGGAUUCACAGCAUAAGAACUAAAAAUCGCAGAUCGUGUAAUGUAUCGAGAAUGGAGACUAUGGAGAAAAAUUUUCAUUUUGUGCAAGUCUAAACUCUUUCCACAUUUUACAUUCACCCUAGGCAAUUUGAUACUUCACAUAAUGCAGGAUGAGGCCUAAAAAUUUGAUCCAAUUUUUUUUUGUUUACACAAGAUUCUUUAAUUCAUUUUUAGCCCUGCAAGUGGUGGUUGGCUGAUAGCCGAGAUAAAUGCUCAAAAUUUUGAAUCUAAACGUUAACCUGUUUGCAACUAACAGUAUUUCUGGCUUGAGCCUUUUGUGUAGAUUCAUGGAAUUCCAUGGCUCUUUUAUCGAAAAUCUUCUACAUGUGCUGUAUUGAGAGCGAGGCAAUUUUGUAAAAAAAUAAAAAUAAAAAUAAAAAUAUGGGUGCGCAAGGUCAAAGCUCUUUGAAACAAUAAAUUGUUUUAAAGAUUUUUUUUUUUUUCAAACUAGGCUUAUGUUGGGCUUUUGUACAUACAAAUGGUUUUUAGAAUGCCAAAUUAAUGUCAUUCAUUAAGCCAGUCAGUUGUUGACUUGUAAGUUUAUGCCAAAUAUACUGACAAAACACAAACAUUGCAGUAAUUAUCCACUGCAGUUACACCCUGUAAAAAAAAAUUUGCAUUUGCAUGAUAUAAUUGCAUCAUUUUAUAGCAGUAAAUGGAAGUUCACCCUGUCUUUGGUAUAUAUUAAUCAGAUAAUGUAUAAACAAAAUACAGUACAAAAAUUUAUUACAAAUUUGGGCAGGAAAUAUGAUGAUUUCAAAACACUUAGCUUGCAAUUUAUAGGUGCAAAAUAUUUGCAGCUCAAAAAAGUACUUAACAAAUAAAACAAUUUCAAUAGCUUGAUAUUAGCUUUGUCAGUGAUAUUUUUAAAGUGGUUCUUAGUCACUUUAUGUAAUUCUGUCUAACUUUAUGAAAACACAGAAAAAAACUUUUACUGUUAAACUAGUCAUGAAAUAAUUUUUGAGAAUAUAAUGUAAUCAUAACUCAUAAUGCAUGACAGUGAUGGGUUGAAGGAGUUAGUAUUGAGAUCAGAUGACUCCCUUCUUUAAUAAAAGUUCAAAAAGUCGUUGAAAAAAGUACACAGCUCCCCUCCAGUCAGAGUCUGUCAGUGUAAAAAUACUUUGAUAAAUACCUUGAAAGGAAUGCCUGUAUUUUAACAAGUAAGACUUUAGAAAUACAUCUGUUUAGAAAUUUU
Molecule: messenger RNA, 4198 nt
Organism: Homarus americanus (American lobster)
Lineage: Eukaryota; Metazoa; Arthropoda; Malacostraca; Decapoda; Nephropidae
Product: lipid droplet-regulating VLDL assembly factor AUP1-like
Exons: 8
Coding region: 97-1422 (441 amino acids)
Cellular component (GO): membrane
Molecular function (GO): ubiquitin binding
Source: RefSeq, a predicted model, not a curated record